This is a messenger RNA of Heterobasidion irregulare TC 32-1, 1641 nucleotides long. RefSeq lists its product as uncharacterized. The transcript is spliced from 3 exons. The record is from RefSeq and is a predicted model, not a curated record. NCBI's taxonomy places the organism in Eukaryota, Fungi, Basidiomycota, Agaricomycetes, Russulales, Bondarzewiaceae. Bases 1 to 1641 code for a protein of 546 amino acids.
AUGUACGUCCAGCCACCCCACAGCACGCGCCACCCGUCCUCCCGUUCCCGCGCCCCGUUCCCGCGCCCCCCUCCCGCCUCUCCUGGCCCACCUCGACCCCCUCGACCCCCUCGAUUUGUGCCCGCCUCUGCCCCCUCCCCUCCCCCGCCCGCCCCCCAUUUUCCCCCCUCUCCCCCCGCCCCGCCACGGCCCUCCACGCCCACCGCGCCCCUCCCUCCCACAGUGCCCGGGGGCCCGCCCCGGACGCCCUCGGAACGCGCGCGCGACCCAGCCACUACCAAUUCGCCGCUCCUCCUCGCCAAAGAUCUCCCCCGCGCUGUCGCCCAGCGAACGCCCCCGUCGCCCUCGCUCACACACACCCACGCCCCUCCGAAGCAGCCCCGCCCACACCCAUCAGGCCCAGGCCCGCCGAGCCCCCACCCCCGCGCGCCCCUCCCUUUGCCUUCCCUCGGCUCGCGCACGGCCCAGCACCGCUUUCCUGCAACAUCUUUGCUGCACCCGCCCGCCGAACGACAUGUCUCCUCCGGUGCCUCAUCCCUCCCGCACGUGUCAUCCCCAACCCUACCCCUCACGUAUCGUCCCUCCUGCCUCAGCACGACAAUCAACAACGUAUCCCCAAGCGCCUUCGACGCCACGCCCGUUUUGCCUUUUAGGCCUCCACGCCAUCAUAUCUCCACCCAUCGCAUCGCGUUGCCAUCCGCGACACCGCGAUACAUAGCACAUAGAAACAGUUCAGGAAACACCCAUGGCCACCGCCCGCCGGCCUUCUCACUGACUUACACCAGCUUACAUGUCCCCCUCGCUCGUGGCGUAAUACCACAUACCCUCUCGGUCACCAGACCCCAGCCACCCCGCCUCUUGCCCCCUCCGAGGACGUCCCUCGCCGCCUGCCCCCUCGCGUCGGCUGCACGCUCGACUGAAACAAACCCCGCCCAGCGCACAUGCCCGCGCCGCUCGUCGCCGUCGCCGUCGCCGUCGCCGCGCAGGCCUCGGCGUUUCGGCUCUUGCUCUGAGCUCUCACUCCGGAGCACCAGGCCUGGGCGUGCUUGUCUGCGCUCUGUCUCGCGGCAGAAUCGCGACGGCCGGCGUGCACCGCGCGCGCACGCUAUGCGCUACAGUAGCACCUGUUGCACGUGUAUGCAUGUAUGUAUGUAUAUACCACAGCAAUAUCUACACUACUUCGUCGCGCCGACGCUCGACGCAUGCGAACAUUUCUUUACCGCUCCCCGAGUCCACCCCACUCACCCCACGGCGUCGCGCAAAGCGAACCCGCGCGCACAGAUACACAUACGCCCCAUAUCCAUAUUCGCAUCCCCUGGCAAACCCACAUCCCCGUCAUCCGCCACCCAUCACACAACCCGACAAGCACCACGCCCACGCCCACGCCAACCCAACCCAUUCGCCCCACCCGCCCCGAGGCCAACCCGUGACCCCGUCCCCUCGUCCCCUCUCUCAUCGGCACAGAACAGCACACGAUGCGAUCAGCGCCAACCCAAGCACGCUCGCACGAGUCCAGCAUUCCAGCCCGGGACGGCUACACCGGGCUCGCCUGAGGGUCGCAGGACACACAAACCGUGCUCGACGGCCGUCCAAGACGACGAUGACGACCCCAACGCCCCCAGCGCCGAGCAGGCCAGCUGA